Molecule: messenger RNA, 8612 nt
Organism: Porites evermanni
Lineage: Eukaryota; Metazoa; Cnidaria; Anthozoa; Scleractinia; Poritidae
Source: the annotation of a GenBank genome assembly
CCCAGCUAACCACUUCCAAUAUGGCGGCCGGCAUGGGAUUUUAUCUUCCAUUAUCUUUUCGUUGAGUUAUCCUGAGAUAACAUGGCUACAGGACGAUUGGACGAUAUAGAAAACAUUUUUAAUUCAAGAGGCAUCAAUAAAGGUACGGUAUGGUUGAAAUUACCCUUUAAGUUGAUCUGUUACAGACGCUUUUUCACCAGUAAAAGUGAACUAGACUUAGCGUAGAGAUGGUUUAAACCAUGGAUAAUAGAAAGACUUUCUAUUAUCCAUGUUUAAACCUAAGCCGCUUACAGAUAAAGUUACGAUCGAUUGUUGAGGGAAAUGAUGUGUUUUUGUAAACCUGUCAAUGUCUAGCAAACGUAGCUGCCAAACUAAAACCAACCUUUUUUUCUAUAAAUUAUUUCUUAGUUAUGCCCGAAAAAAAUAAAGGCUACAUGGCCUACAUGUAUUCAAAUUUUACCACACAGUACUGAUGAUUCAUUACUAGGCCACAAAAGUUCGGUAACCAGUCAUUGAGCCACCUGAUCUUUUAGUGACAUUUAGUUUUAGCCUCAGUCAUUAAGCCCCCAAAGAUAAAGAAAUUUGGCGUCCUGUAGGAUGCAAAGGUCGAUCGAUUGAUCUGAACAUUUGUUUUUGUAGAAAUAUCCUGUUCUUGUAAUUUCUGUGGCAGUUAUUAUAGCUGUUGUUUAACGAUGCAUAUUUCUUUCAGCCUUUGUUGUGCUUUGAAAUAGAAAGACUAUAUAUUAAUUUUAGCAUACUGCAAUACAGAGUUUUGGAAUCUGUCUUCAGAUUAACUGUGUGGUUACAUAAAGACCUGAGCAUUUUCAAUUUCAUACUCGUUUUUUAAACUGGGACUCAUUGGUUCUCGACUUGGACUCAUGAUUUUUCACCAUUGUUAUUUAUAACAAAAUCACUGGCUUACUAUUCAUUUACAACAAUUUCAUUGACAUAAAAGGUUUACUUAGCGCACAAACUGACAGGGGCAUGACUAAAAAUAAAAAUACACAGUGUAUACUGACUGAAAUAUACAAUGUAUGUUGGUGAGGCAAUCUGUUGCCAGUUUGAAAUUUAUUACACCUUAGUUGUCAAGUUCAUUGUUAUCUCUUGUAUAGUUCAUAGGUUAAACUAAAUGAGGUACUGUUUAUAUUGAAACUAUCACUUCUGUGAUGAAACUGUUGAAACAAGUGUUCAAGAGGGGCUAAAUGUCUUCAAAAUAGGGAGCUAGUAUCCAGCGGGCCGAAUGGCAGUAAAAUGAAAGUUAUCCUGACAGCAUUCAACACAGCGCUGAAACUCCUACCAAGAAUUGCUGCUGAUCGACAUUCUGUAAUUUUCACAUACUACAGAUACUGAAACUCUUGAAGCAGUAUUAUUACUUUUUACAUUGCAGAUUCACAAGGUAAUAUAGCAAGGAAACGCCCACCACCCAAAGUUAUUGAAUUUGUUGAACCAGGGAAACAAAGAAAAAAGACAAAAGCUGGACCACCUGUAUGUUGUAUCAUUUAAAUUUAUAUUAUGUUCUUUAUUUAUAAAAGUUAAUCAUAGCAUGUCUCAUUAUAAAAAUGGAUCUCAUAAAUUUUGUUUAGAUCGAAAGAAAACAAUCAAAAGAUAAGGACAAACCAUCAAGGUAAACAGUUCGAAAUGUUCUUAAAUACUAAUAAUGUGGAACUCUGUCAUUACUUAUCAGUAAUUGUACAUGUAAGUGUCAGAUUAUGUGGCCAUUUAUUAUAAAUUCAACUAAAUUUGGUUUUUUAAAAAAUGUUUUCUAGACAAGAUCUUGAUGAGAUUGACUUUCAAUCUAUUGCCAGAGAAGUGAAAGAAUUUGGUGAGUGGAAUUUAUAUUUUAUGUUAAUUUGAUGAUUUUCAUUUGGUUUUUAUUUUUCCAGAUUUUGUUUCUAUUAUACCUUUUGCACAUGAAGUUUCUGAACCUGACUGUAAAUAGACAUAAACUAAAAUGGACUAGGCCAACCUGCCCUAAAUCCUUUGGGCCAUUUAGCCCCAAUAUCCACAUACAAAUUCUCCAGACUGAUCUUGGUACAUUUCCUUAACAUAAUGAACUAGUUGAGAUAGUUUGAUAAAAGAUCACUGCAUUUCCCGUCAGCGAUCUUUUUAGUUAUUCUCAUAAUCUAUUCUCUUGUUGAUGUGAUGAUGUUAGGAGAAAAUUAUUUUUGUUAGUCACUCUUGGGACUAACCUGGUUAAUGAGUUAUCGGGAGCUUAAGAGCCCUCACAUAGUGUUUUAUUAGGUACCCAACAGAGCUCAGCAAAAAAUCUACUUGUCCUGGACUACUGGACAUGACCUUUUCAAGCCCUGUGUCCAAACAACCCACCUUAAGUGGCUGAAAAAUGCACAUGCUCAUGUCUUGGUGAUCUGAAUCUGGACAAUUUUGACAAAAAACCUCUCUGAGGGGGACAUUAGGGUUUACAUUUGAGCUUUUUUUUCAAGCAGUAUUUCAGCGACUGUAAUUUCAAUUUAAAUGUGGGCUGUUACAGUAUCAUCUAGCCCUGCAGUAUGUGGUUUUUCAUCCUUUUGGCUGACAGUAUUCAGUAAAAGAAGAUCCUUCAUAGUAUUGCAGUACUGUUCAUUUGUGCUCUCCUCUCUACUUAAUUAUUUCAGUUCAAUAGAACAUGCAACAAAAAACAGUCAGUAAGCUAUUCUUAGACAUAUUGAUAAUGGUAAAUGAUUUCACAAUUUCUGACAUUCAAUCUAUGUUUGAAUUGUUAUUGCAUCCAAUGACCAGGCUUUUCGACCAGUGUAUUAAAAUCAAAUCAAAUCAACUUUAUUGGUACAUCCAAUUAAAAUGGGUUUUCACAUACCAAUUACAAUAAAAUCUAAUAUGAACGAUAGAAAUUCAAUAUAAACAUUUGAAAGUGAAAAAACAUUACCAUACUAAUGAGUUAUCGGGAGCUUAAGAGCCCUCACAUAGUGUUUUAUUAGGUACCCAACAGAGCUCAGCAAAAAAUCUACUUGUCCUGGACUACUGGACAUGACCUUUUCAAGCCCUGUAUCCAAACAACCCACCUUAAGUGGCUGAAAAAUGCACAUGCUCAUGUCUUGGUGAUGUGAAUUUAGACAAUUUUGACAAAAAACCUCUCUGAGGGGCACAUUGGGGUUUACAUUUGAGCUUUUUUUCAAGCAGUAUUUCUGUAAUUUCGAUUUAAAUGUGGGCUGUUACAGUAUCAUCUAGCCCUGCGGUAUGCGGUUUUUCAUCCUUUUGGCUGACAGUAUUUGGUAGAACAAGAUCCUUCAUCAUGGUAUUGCAGUACCGUUCAUUUGCGCUCUCCUCUCUAAUUAAUACAGUUCAAUAGAACAUGCAACACAAAACACAGUAAGCUAUUCUUAGACAUAUUGAUAAUGGUAAAUGAUUACACAAUUUCUGACGUUCAGUCUAUGUUUGAAUUGUUGUUGCACCCAAUGACCAGGCUUUUCGAUCUGUGUAUCGAUAAAUUUGAGGUCUUCUCACAUUUUCUCACAAUGGCUGAGGUUGAUUUCUUGGGCAUACCUGCUUGAAAUAAGCAAACACGUGUGAUGGAUACAAUUUUACGUAAGCGUGACUGAUCAGAAAUGCAGCACUGCUCCAGUUCUUACUGUUGGUCAUUUGACAAUAUUGACUGCUCAAACUAGGUUGUCAACUGCUACCUUCCUUCCUACCCAAGCUAACAGCAUAUUCUGCUAUUGCUAUUAUUUUAGGUAUAACUGGCCUGAGUAGAAAAGAAAGAAGAAAAUAUGAAGACCAAAAGGCACAAGCUCUUGGUGGAAAGGUAGGGACAUGUUUAAAUAAUCUUCUAUCUUCGUCAGCUAAGAGUGGUCUUAUUAUUCUACAAUAUUUGACACUUUUUUACCAGCCCCUGAGCAAUGUUGUGAUAGUUUUAUUGACAGGUGGCAUAUAAGGCACCUUUGAGUUCAUAUUUUUAACUGAAUCGUUAAAAUUUGUUAGCAUUGCUGAUGAAAUACUGUUAAAUCCUGUGAAUUGUACUGAAGUUUGAGCCCCAGGGAUCCGUUUCUUGAAAGUCCCAGUUAUAACUGGGCCCUGAAAGCUGUUUUCUUUACCCAGAAGAUUGAGGUUUCAGUAGUAUGGUUUCAAUGGUUUUGCAGAUAAAUAUAGUGAUAAAACUAUCUGUCAACAAAACAAAAAUAAUGAACUGGUUUGUCAGAUACAACCUGAGCAUUUAUUCUUUAUUAUUUUUAGCUUCAGGCCCGAAAAGUUCCCAGGACUUUUGAGAAACGGGCCCCUAUUAGGAAAUUUUCUUCCUUAGAGUAACAAGGGGUUUUAGUAAUGUGGGUUUCUAGACAUUUAAAGCAUAAUUAGUUGCAUGUGGUACAAAUAUGAAUUAUUUUGUUAAUAGUCCUACAUAGAAUGAGUUUCUUGCUUCCUCCACAGUACCUGUUAUAUAUUUCCUCACCUUUAAUACCUGUUUAGAAUUUAGAUAGCAAUUUAUUUAUUUUUUUCAAUCUCCUGACAACAUUUAAAUAUUUAAGGCUCCUAAAGGACAAAAGAUGCCUUAUCCAAUGUUGAUGCGUCAAAUAAAAAGAAGAAAGGAACAAGAGAAAGAACAAAGGGAAAGGGUAGGAAAUAAUUAUUACUUUUUAAGAAAAUUUGGGGAAAAGAAGUUCCCCUCUUACACCAAAGUUUAAGGUGCCCGUGGGAAAUUAAGUUCAUUGCCCAUUUAAGUAUCUUAUUACUUACUGUAACAUUAGCCAGGGAAUAUUCAUUAUUAUUAUUAUUGUCAGUAAGAUAUGUGAAUAUGGGUCAGGGCCUUAUAUACAAAUUUUACCACCUUUUGAACUUGGACAAAAUGCAGUCCAAAAUUAGGGGUUACCGUAACCGUGUAACUAUAAUAUCACUUGACUUUCAUAUUUACUGUACGUGGGAUUUUGUUUAUGUUAAUUCCUAAGGAAAAUGCGAUGGGCAUCUUCAAAAAGAAACCAGAUAAAAGUAAAAAAGCUUCAACAAGGUUUGUAUAGUUAAUGAAUAUUGUUAACUAUGACAGAACUUGAAUGUACUUUUCUAGUCCAGCAGCAAGACUUAGUUUGCUUAGUUUUCUACUUAUUGCAAAGCAGUAAAUUCACUCGUUAUUUGUUGUCUUUGAAGUCUUGUACCUCUCCCUCAAAAAAGUGGGCAUUGUAAGCACCUUGUUGUUUGAGAGCUUGAAAAGUGCUGGUUACAAAAUGACAACUUGUUCCCUCUGCUUACCAGCUAGAGUGCCAAAAUGCAGCUUAAGUGUGCAUAGGUUUCAGGCUUCAUUUAUAUGAAAGGGUAGGAUUUUCAAGAGUUGGAAGUAUAGGAAAGGGAAAUCUGUCAUUUUAGGUAUUUAAUAUUUUUAACUGACGCAACCUAUCUAGCCAUGCCAGUUUUUUAAACCUACCAUUUAGUGAAAAGAAGGCUUACAUGAAAGAGGCACCUUUUCUCAAUGGAAGGUAUAUGAAAAGGGUAGCUUUUUUGCCAAAAGUGGUACACAAAUGGGUAAGGGGUUGGACCUCGGCCCACUGCCCCAACCCCACCCCCAGGGUUUCUUGUAAAUAGUUUAAUGGUCUUUUUGUUGCAUAUCUUGGCUUACAGAUCCUCUUUGGGUCGCUGGGUUGACAACUCAUCUAAGAGCUUAGAAGCAACAGUUGGAAAAUUCAAAGCUGGGGUCCAGCGUUUGUCCAAAGCUGAUCUACGGAAGAUUAAAGCAACCAAGAGAUAACAGAACUGCAAGAUUUAGUUUCCUAAGCUGCCACGAAUAAAUUAAUGUGCACAUCUAAGCAAGAUUAACUGUCAGAGUGCAAGGAAGAUGGGCAAACAGAAUUAUAAUAAAUUAUAUUCAUAUUCAUGACUACUUCUGGCAAAGAGAAGAGAUUAAUCAGAAUCAAGGACUAGGACAACAUUACAACAAAGUACAAAGUUUUUCAGCAAUAUACAACUGUCCAAGAGCAGUAAUUUUAACUUUGCUUCGGUACUGAAUCUGUUCGGUCAUGAUUACAAAGACAAGCAUAUUUUUCCUCCUGUGAAGAAUUGGUUCAGGAGAAGUUACAAGAAGAUAGCACAGUUUCAGUUUCACAUACAUUUACACUCAGCCUCUCUUAAGUCGAAAGGUAUAGUUAUAAACCAGUUGUUAUAAGUAUGGUGAGUUGGAAUGCAAUGUACUCUUAACAAUACAAAGAUGACUCAAUCCUUUCUCCACACAUCAACAACGGGGUUCCAAGAAGCAAUAACUUAGUCUUAUCUGGAUUUAUCAGCAAGCUGUGUGUGCAACACCAGGCGGCAAUCCGUUGCAAAUCUUCGGAUAAAUGUAUUGAUAAAUUUGAGGGCUUCUCACAUUUUCUCACAAUGGCUGAGGUUGAUUUCUGGGGCAUACCUGCUUGAAUUAAGCAAACACGCGAGAUGGAUACAACUUUACAUAAGUGUGACUGAUCAGAAAUGCAGCACUGCUCUAGUUCUUACUAUUGGUCAUUUGACAAUUGCUCAAACUAGGUUGUCAACUGCCACCUUCCUUCCUGCCCAAGCUAACAGCAUAUUCUACUAAAUUGCUAUAUUUUAGGUGUAACUGGCCUGAGUAGAAAAGAAAGAAGAAAAUAUGAAGACCAAAAGGCACAAGCUCUUGGUGGGAAAGUAGGGACAUGUUUUAAAUAAUCUUCUACCUUCAGCAACUAAGAGUGCUCUUAUAAUUAUUCUAGAAUAUUUAACACUUUUUUACUAGCCCCUGAGCAAUGUUGUGAUAGUUUUAUUGAUAAGUGGCAUAUAAGGCACCUUUGAGCUCAUAUUGUUUAAUAAUUAUUGUAUCUCUAAAAUUUUUAGCAUUGCUGAUGAAAUAUUGUUAAAUCCUGUGAAUUGUACUAAAGUUUGAGCCCCAGGGAUCCGUUUCUUGAAAGUCCCGGUUAUUACUGGGCCCUGAAAGCUGUUUUCUGUAAAUUGAAGAUUGAGGUUUCAGUAAUAUGGUUUCAAUGGUUUUGCAGAUAAAUAAAGUGAUAAAACCAUCUGUCAACAAAACAAAAAUAAUGAACUGGUUUUUCAGAUACAACAUGAGCAUUUAUUCUUUAUUAUUUUUAGCUUCAGGCCCGAAAAGUUCCCAGGACUUUUGAGAAAUGGGCCCCUAUUGGGAAAUUUUCUUCCUUAGAGUAACAAGGGGUUUUAGUAAUGUGGGUUUCUAGACAUUUAAAGCAUAAUUAGUUGCAUGUGGUACAAAUAUGAGUUAUUUUGUUAAUAGGCCUACAUUGAAUGAGUUUCUUACUUCCUCCACAGUACCUGUUAUAUAUUUCCUCACCUUUAAUACCUGUUUAGAAUUUAGAUAACAAUUUAUUUAUUAUUCCAAUCUGCUGACAACAUUUAAAUGUUUAAGGCUCCUAAAGGACAAAAAAUGCCUUAUCCAAUGUUGAUGCGUCAAAUAAAAAGAAGAAAGGAACAAGAGAAAGAACAAAGGGAAAGAGUAAGAAAUAAUUAUUACUACUUUUAAAGAAAAUUUUGGGAAAAGAAGUUCCCCCCCUUACACCAAAGUUUAAGGUGCAGUAGGAAAUUCAGUUCAUUGCCCAUUUAAGUAUCUUCUUACUUACUGUAACAUUAGGCAUUGGAAUAUUUAAAUUCAUUAUUAUUAUUAUUGUCAGUAAGAUAUUGGAAUAUGGGCUAGGGCCUUAUACAACCUUUACCACCUUUUGAAACUUGGACAAAAUGCGCUCCAAAAUUAGGGGUUACCGUAACUGUGUAACUAUAUUACUUGACGUUCAUAUUUAAUGUGGUAUUUUGUUUAUGUUAAUUCCAAAGGAACAUGCAAUGGGCAUCUUCAAAAAGAAACCGGAUAAAAGUAACAAAGCUUCAACAAGGUUUGUAUAGUCAAUGAAUAUUGUUAACUAUGACAGGACUUGAAUGUACUUUUCUAGUCCAGCAGCAAGACUUAGUUUGCUUAGUUUUCUACUUAUUGCAAAGCAGUAAAUUCACUCGUUCUUUGUUGUCUUUGAAGUCUUGUACCUCUCCCUCAAAAAAGUGGGCAUUGUAAGCACCUUGUUGUUCGAGAGCUUGAAAAGUGCUGCUUACAAAAUGACAACUUGUUCGCUCUGCUUACCAGCUAGAGUCCCAAAAUGCAGCUUAAGUGUGCAUAGGUUUCAGGCUUCAGUUAUAUGAAAGGGUAGGAUUUUCAAGAGUUGAAGUAUAGGAAAGGGAAAUCUGUCAUUUUAGGUAUUUAAUAUUUUUAACUGACGCAACCUAUCUAGCCAUACCAGUUUUUUAAACCUACCAUUUAGUGAAAAGAAGACUUACGUGAAAGAGGCACCUUUUCUCAAUGGAAGGUAUAUGAAAAGGGUGGCUUUUUGCCAAAAGUGGUACACAAAUGGGUAAAGGGUUGGACCUCGGCCCACUGCCCCAACCCCACCCCCAGGGUUUCUUGUAAAUAGUUUAAUGGUCUUUUUGUUGCAUAUCUUGGCUUACAGAUCCUCUUUGGGUCGCUGGGUUGACAACUCAUCCAAGGGCUUAGAAGCAUCAGUUGGAAAAUUCAAAGCUGGUGUCCAGCGUUUGUCCAAAGCUGAUCUACGGAAGAUUAAAUCAACCAAGAGAUAACAGAACUGCAAGAUUUAGUUUUCUAAGCCGCGAGGAAUUAAUGUGCACAUCUAAGCAAGAUUAACUGUCAGAGUGCAAGGAAGAUGGGC